UAUCGAUCCCCCCCACCCCCCCACACCCCCUCCCCUUCCUGUAACCGGUUCCGUUUGCCAGCUGCACCUCGCUGACGGGAAGAAAAAAAAAAGCAGCAGUGGAAGAAGCCACACAGAAAGGGCGAUUCAACCAACAUGGCCCCCUCGGCUCGGCCCAGCAGCACUGGACUUGAUAUGGAAGAAGAUGAAUCCUACUACGGGAUUCACAAAGCGGACAGAAAGACCAGGAAACCUUUGGUGGAGAAGAAGAGGCGAGCUCGCAUCAAUGAGAGCUUACAGGAGCUGCGGACUUUGCUGGCAGACACAGACUUUCAUUCCAAGAUGGAGAACGCAGAAGUGCUGGAGAUUACGGUGAAGAAGGUGGAGGACGUACUAAAGAACCGAACCCAAGAAACAGACACACUCAACCAAGAAGCGAGUGAGAGGUUUGCAGCUGGCUACAUCCAGUGCAUGCACGAGGUCCACAUGUUUGUGUCCAGCUGUCCUGGGAUAGAUUCAACAGUUGCGGCGGAGCUCCUUAACCAUCUCCUGGAGUGCAUGCCCCUGAAUGAGGACCACCUCCAGAAUGUGCUGAUGGAUCUAAUUACUGACACUUCUGGGAGUAACGGCAGCACUUGGCACGGAGGCGACGAGGCGCUCUGCACGACUCUGGCUUCACCUGGAGGAAGGAGUCUAUCCAGCAGCUCGUCCUCGGCCCUCUCCCCGGCCCCCUCCACCACCUCCAGCGAGGACCUGUGCUCCGACUUGGACGAGACCGACAGUGAGCACAACCAGAGUUCCACUGAGGGCUUGGAGAAUAGGGAGGGCCUGAGCAUGCCUACCAUGACCUACCCUCAGUCUAUGUGGAGACCCUGGUAGGGGUCUGGGGUUUUGAUGGAAUGCGGUUGGGAUAUGUUGAAGCUCCUUUCUUUGAGGACAUGACAAAGGGCCUCUUACUGAAAAGGAAAAGUCCACCCUACGGCACACGACACUUCACAAAUAACCAUUUUGGAUGGUGUAACUUUCAUUUCUUGGCUUAUUUACCCCUUGCAGAUAACUGGCCACAAGCAUGGUUUGAUUUUCUGGAUUCUACACAUUAAUGUUCAAUCAUCAAAUCUGUUCUCUAGAAAUUUUGCCCGCUGACAACAGCCUCGGUUUAUCCCAGUGCAGUGCAACCGCAGAUCACUUUGCGUUUUGUGGAGGGAACCUGGCUGUGGCUUUUUCACCCUAAACUGAAUGCUGCAGGUUUGAAUGUUUUCCUUGGCAUUCUGGGAGAUGUAGGAAUUCACUCAGUGAAAUAGAAGUAGAAAAACACUCCUUAAGUGCUUUGGAUAUCAUAGAAAAAAAUGUCUUAAAGAAAGGUUUUCUUUUAUCUCAUUACAUGGGCCCUUUCUCUCAAGGGCCCUUCAAGCUUGGGGCCUCCUGAAAGUGUUCUCUCUUUCCUUUUCAGUAAGGACUCUCUGGCUUUGAGUCCGCAUUUGUGACUUCUUCUUUUUUUACACCUGGAGAAAGAUGAAACAUUCACUUAUAAACCAGCAAAGGACAGACGAGGAACCGUUCACUUUUUUGCAUCUAUAACUCUGUGUAAAUAGCUCUUUUUAGAAACCGAGAAGUUUGGCAAUGCCUCUGAUUAAUAUAAAUAUUUCUAUUGUAUUUCAUAAAGGCCUGUAGUUUAGUGGACCAUUAGCCUCCUUCAGAAUGACCACUUUAUGUUGACAUGAUGUUUAGAAAUGCCAGUAAAAUGUUUGAAUUUGCUAAAUAAAAUAAUGUAAUUGAAAAGCUG
Molecule: messenger RNA, 1762 nt
Organism: Perca flavescens (yellow perch)
Lineage: Eukaryota; Metazoa; Chordata; Actinopteri; Perciformes; Percidae
Gene: her13
Product: hairy-related 13
Exons: 4
Coding region: 136-858 (240 amino acids)
Biological process (GO): regulation of DNA-templated transcription
Molecular function (GO): DNA binding; protein dimerization activity
Source: RefSeq, a predicted model, not a curated record